UUUGACUUUUUACAACAGUAAUACAAAAUUGCUAUUUGGAUGUAUAUUGCAUUUUUUUGUAAAUAAAGAGAUAUGUUGGAGCAACCCACUCAGGCUCCGCGACAGAAGAUCCCUAAAGAUGGCCCAGGACCUAGGGGAGUACCAGAUUGUUAUUAUACCUCCCGCGUGUUAAACUCGACAUUCCGCUAUGAGAAAUUCGUCAAGAAACUGCGCGCUGAAGAGGAAGAGCAGCGGAAAGGUGCUGAAACGAAACUGAAAGACCUGAAGGAUAAGCAAUAUAGCGACUUCUUCAUACGCUGUGAUCGAAGAUCCCUUAUCAACGACGUGGCGAGACGUGUCGACCUCUGCAUGGCGUCAUAUCAAGAGGAUCUCAAACAGAAACGUAAUAGAUUAUUAGAUCUGCUCUCCGCAGAAGAAGAGGCAAACAUCCGCAAGUUUGUGGAACAAGCACAGGCGGGUGCGGAGGCAGUAUGGCAAGACAAGCAAAACCGUCUCAAAUACUUGCUCGAGAAACGGCAGAAAGAACACGAAGAGAAAUAUAAGGACACUCCUCUGUCUAAAUGUGUUCACGUACUGCCAGGCAUCUUGAAGCUGCGCGCCAAAGAGGCUGCGGAAAUACAGCUGUACCAGAUGAGAGAGAAGGAAGCAAUGAAGAUGGCCGAGAAAGAAUUCGAGAAGAUGUGGCAUGAAGUCGCCAUGAAGGAAUCAGAUGCUUUGGCGGCUCGUAUGGAACAAGAUGCCAUUGAGCGAUCACGGCGAGAUAGGGAAUGCAAAGAGUAUGCCGACUACCAACUUGAGCAGAGACGACAGCAGAGGGAGAAAGAAAAAGAGAUUUUAAAGCAGGAGACUCUGAGGAUGAAGACAAUGUGGGCGGCAGAUUUGAAGAAGGAAGAAGAAGCUGAACGGGAUCGUACUGAGAAACGCAAGGAAACGGCAUCUGAACGUAAACAGAUGAUACUCGAGAGGCAGGAGACGAUCGCCAAGCAAAGGGCUGAAGACAAACUCAUUGCGGACACGUGGGACUCCCUUGCUGGUCAGGGCCGCGCUGAUGAACUGGCGAAAAUAGAGUUGCACAGGAAAAAAGAGCGUGAAUUAGAUGAAUGUAAUCGCAAAAUGGCAGAACUUAAAAACGAGAUGAAGAGAUUGGAGACAGCAGAUGAUCACAUUUUCGAGCAAGAGGCACGCAACAUGCAAGAGCAGGUGGACAAGAACCGAUGCCAAUAUCUUGCAUGGGCACAGAAGACUAAUACGGACGUCCGCAAAGCAAUGAUUGAGCAAAUAAAAGAACGCCAAGAAGCCCGCGAAACUCUUAAAAAGAAGAUGGAGGAACAAGACGAGUAUCAUAGACAACUUUUCAGUCAGCUCCAGCAGCUAGUUGACCAUAAACAAAUGGUCGACGCACAGGCUAGGCUAACACACCAAAAGGAAUUGUUGGAGCAAAUCGAAUAUAAUAAGAUUUUAAAGGAAAGAGCAAAACAAGAGGAAUUGAACCAAAUCAAAAAAUGCCAAUUAGCCACUGAGGAAUAUCAGCAAGAAAUCAACAAGAUGUUAUGCCGGCCGUUCUUCAGCGACGAAUUGCAUCCAUUCAUGAAACAAAUGGCCAAAGGUCUCAAGAUGAAAGAGAAAUGUCCUUGCUCCAAACUGGAUUACUGCAGAACUGAUUAGUAUUUCAUUUUCGUUCAUGUAUAGAUGUUUAAUGUUAUGAAUCAAUGAAUUGUUGAAUAUAACAAACGA
Molecule: messenger RNA, 1734 nt
Organism: Achroia grisella
Lineage: Eukaryota; Metazoa; Arthropoda; Insecta; Lepidoptera; Pyralidae
Product: trichohyalin-like
Exons: 11
Coding region: 73-1665 (530 amino acids)
Source: RefSeq, a predicted model, not a curated record